UCCUACACGCAUCUCCCGUCGGCCUUGCCCACCCAAACAAGAAGCCCAACAGAGCCGCCGUUUCCCAAAUCCAAACCAGCCCAAAGCUGACGCGACCAAGCAAACGCGAUGAGGGCCAAAACCGCUACCGCGCCUCGCUCGCGCCCAGACGCGGCGGCGCCCCUGCACCUCGUCUUCGUGCCGUUCCUCGCGCGCAGCCACUUCGCCCCGCUGGCGGCCGCCGCCGCCGCCGCGGCCACAUGCGGCGGCAAUGGCACCACCAGCGCGGUCAUCAUCACCACGCCCCACUUCGCGGCCCUCGCGCCGCCCUCCGUUCUGGUCCGCAUGGUGCCGCUCCGCUUCCCGGGCGGACACGCGGACUUCUCCCUCCUCCCGGACGAAGCAUCCGCGGCGGCGUUCUUCGCCGCCGCUGAGGACGCGCUGGCUCCGGCUCUCGCGGAGACCAUCCUCAACAACUCAUACAGGCCCGUGGCCGUCGUCUCGGACUCCGUGCUCCACUGGGCGCCCCGCGUCGCCCGCCGGUGCGGCGUCCCGCACGUGACGUUCCACACCAUCGGGGCCUUCGCGGCGGCGUCCAUGAUCGCGGUACACCUCCACGGCCCCGAGGCCUUGUCGGACCCCGCCGUCGUCCCCGGCGGCUUCCCUAGCCCCGCGAAGCUCCACGGGGUCCACGUCAACGAGGAGGCUCUGGCGCACCUCCCCCUGUUCCGCGCGGCCGAGGCCAAGAGCUACGCCGUCGCCUUCAACAGCUUCGCGGCGCUCGAGGCCGACUUCGCCGAAUACUACCGAACCGUCGAUGGCUCUUCCAAGAAGGUGUUCCUCGUCGGUCCCAGACGCCCCGGCACCCCGCGCAGCGAAGCCGCUGCCGGCGGCGCACAACGAGACCCCAUCCUGCGGUGGCUGGACGGCCAGGCGGCCGGGUCCGUAGUGUAUGCUUGCUUCGGCAGCACGUGCGGUCUGAGCGCGGACCAGCUGAAGGAGCUGGGCGCCGGCCUGCGCGCGUCCGGCGUGCCGUUCCUCUGGGUGAUCCCGACGCCGACGGAGGGUAUCGGCAUGGAGGAGCGCGCGUCCGGGCAUGGCAUGGUGGUGGCCGGGCGGUGGGCGCCGCAGGCGGAGAUCCUGGCGCACCGCGCGGUGGGCGGCUUCGUGAGCCACUGCGGCUGGAACUCGGUGCUGGACGCCGUCUGCGCCGGCGUGCCGCUAGCGACAUGGCCGCUGCGCGCCGAGCAGUUCCUCAACGAGGCGUUCCUCGUGGACGUGCUCCGCGUCGGCGUCCGGGUAAGGGAGGUGGCCAGUAAGGAGGACGUGGAGGCAGUGGUGCCGGCCGACGCGGUGGCGACCGCCGUGGGAAAGCUUGUCGGUGACAGUGAGGAUGAUGAGGCGGCGGCUAGGAGGGCGAGGGUGCGGGAGCUCGGCGUCGCGGCGCGUGCUGCCAUGGCUGAAGGUGGGUCGUCGUGCAGUGACUGGGCACGGCUCGUGGGUGAGCUCAGGGCGUUACACGGUCACGAGUGACAAUGUUGCACGGACUGGCAAGUGAUGGCCGGUUAGUGCCGCCCGAAGCAUGAUGCGUAGAACGUGCCUGGACAUGGAAGCUAUAGAUCGAUAAUAAGCGAGAGCUAAAUACGCCACACUAAUCCUAUUACUUAUUUUCUCUGUACAUUUUAGUUCCAGUUCCUGCAAAAUGGGAUGGAGAGUGACAAUGGCGCACUUCUGAUCUUGGUUGCGUAUAUGCUCCUUUUAUUGAAAAAAAAUCAAAAUUUAUUAUUGUUAGAAAAUCCUGAAAAAUAAUAAGUACUUGUAUAUCUCCA
Lolium perenne is the source of this 1808-nucleotide messenger RNA. RefSeq names its product UDP-glucose flavonoid 3-O-glucosyltransferase 7-like. Gene Ontology annotation, molecular function: UDP-glucosyltransferase activity. The record is from RefSeq and is a predicted model, not a curated record. Lineage: Eukaryota; Viridiplantae; Streptophyta; Magnoliopsida; Poales; Poaceae.